This is a messenger RNA of Pelobates cultripes (western spadefoot toad), 3334 nucleotides long. Lineage: Eukaryota; Metazoa; Chordata; Amphibia; Anura; Pelobatidae. The record is from the annotation of a GenBank genome assembly.
AGUAUCCAUUGAUCGAGUUACAGGUGAGUGCUGUCUAAUCAAUCUAACCUUAAUGCUACCUAAGUAAAUUGAUGCCAACGCGAAAUUAUCUUCUCUUGAAAAUAGAAUCCUGUAAAUAUAAUGUAAAUCUCUAUAAAAAUGAAUUUCCCCUAAAAUGGUUUGCCAAAGUCUUGUGUUUAGCCAAUUUAACACCUUGUACACUGAUGAUUUGAUACUUUUAUUGUUGUUAUUCAACAAUGUUGUGUCUCUACGUGUUUAGUUUUAUGAGUUUCAUUAUUGAUAACACAGUAUAUCUGAAACAGAAGGUGGGAAAUAAAAGAAAUUGUGAAAGUGUAAAUAGAUCAGAAAAAAGGAGAAAGUUUAAGGUGUGCAUGCCUAGAAGAGACUAUCUGAUAACUUUUAUUUUUAUAUAUUUUUAAUUAUUUUAUGAAGAAAUGGAAAGAGGUUGGGAUGUCUGAGGGAGAGCAAGGAAUAACCAGACAUUUUAUAUUAGAUGUUACUUUAUCUGGGCAAGAUCGCUGUGUAACAUUAUCUGACCUUACAAAGAUGGCCAAAUUCCUGACUGUAUGAUGGCCAGACAUUCCUCAUUGACAAGACUUAGGAGAGAAGAAGAGAGAGCAUGCACCUUUAGGGCUGCUGGUAUUUUAUGUAGAUGUCUGGCAUUUCAAAUAUAAUAAAGUUUUUUAAUAUUUAUUUUUAAUUAUUAACAUUUCUAAAAAUAUAUAAUUUAGCAAAAAAUAAAAUAUGUAAUGUUGAAUGUUUAUUCAUGUUGUUUGCGAAAGGACCCACAGAGGAAUCGCCUGGCUCAAUGGAAAGAUGUCGUCCCCAACAGUGGCAUUGUGGACCUCUCAUUUCAGCUGUCUCCUGAGCCUGCCCUGGGAACUUAUAACAUCAAAACUGAUUUAAUAAACCACGUCUUCACUGUAGAGGAGUAUGGCAAGUGGAAAAAAAUAAAUAGAAUUAUCCAGAUUAUAAAUCCACAGAUGGAAAGAAAGGAGUGCUUUCAUUAAAUUAUUAUGUUUUUGCUAUUACAAUAAAAGCAGCACUAUAAAAAAGAGAAAGUGAGAGAUUCACAAAAUCUAUAUUGCUCUAUCAUGUGGAUGCAUAUAUUUGUAUAUAAUUUGAUGUAAAAUGUGAUUUAAAAUCUGAUGUGUUGCAAAAUAUUUAACUUCUGUAGAUAAUUUGAACUACUUGACUGUUGCUGCAUCUCCUAGUCUUCCUCUUUCUCCAUUCUAUUGCAUGAUGACCAGUUCUUUACAGCCCAUACCAUAUUCUCCAACACUUUCUUUUGUACCCUCCUACACACUCAUCCAUUAUCUGUAAUUCACUACAAUUCACCCAUCAUCUAACUUGUUUUUUUCUUCAGAGUUCUUUCUUUACAUGAUCUCAACUUUCAGUAUAACAUGUAACAACUAACCCUGCAGUUGCAUAUUGUCUUCUUCUAUCUUCAGUGCUUCCUAAAUUUGAAGUGAGUCUUCAAGCUCCACCAUCCAUCACAGUUCUUGACUCAAAUAUGACAGUGACAACAUGUGCCAGGUGAGACAUCUGUGCCAGGUAUUAGUGCACCCAGGAUACUCUGGGAAGUACUAAAAGCAAAUUUGUGGUAACACAGAAAGAACAGGUAUGAUUUACAGAGUGAGCUGAUUGCCACAGGUUUAAAUGUUUCUCAGAUGGUAUAAUUAGGGAAUUGUUAAGGAACAGUCCAAGUGUAAUUUCCCAAUGUGUAUAUCAGGUAUACAUUUGGACAACCAGUUCCAGGCACUGUGACUUUCAAAAUAUGCCAAAAGUGUUGGGGGUCCUAUUGGAGGAGGUGGGUACCUUCCAGUCAAGAUGGAGAAAAUAAAGAGGGAGAAAAUGAUGUUUGUCAUCUUCAUACAGCCAAGGUGAGAGAUGGGAACAGAGUUGUAAGUUGGGAUUGUUGUUUAAGAGAAGUAACAAAAUAAUUGAAAGUGAGUAAAAAUGAACUUAAUACAAGAGAGGAUGUCUAACAGAGCAGAAUAGACAAAAAAAAGUGAAAAGUGCUAUUGUACAAUGUAGGUCAAGAUGGUUGUUCAAACAUCGAGCAUAGUUUGAAGGGAAUAUAAUCUUAAAUUAGAAGAAGAGAAAGUAAUGGCUGACUUCCAGUUUAUAUUUCAGUAAGAAAAGAAACAUUCCAGUAGACAUGGUAGGCGUUAAUAUGAUCUAAGAGAAGACUGGAAUAGACACAUUUCAAUCCUGAGCAAGAAUCCAAAUCUACAGUAAAACUUGAGUUUGUAUCAGGAAUGGACAGUUUUAACACUAUUUAAUAUAUAAUUUAAAAUAGUUAUGAUCUAGUGUCUUCCUCUGCACACAUAGUUAUAGCAUUACACAGAUUUUUAGGAGACACGUUAUAUCACAUGCACGGUAUGUCUUUAAUUCUUCAUCUAAUCAAGACUAGGAGAUUUAGGACAGACUUUUAGAGACUGAAGUAGCAACUUUUUUACCCCACACAAUGUUUUGAAGGAUGAGCUUUCUCCUCUCUUUAGAAUGACCAUUCUGGAUGCCUGAAAUCCACCGUGGACCUCUCCAAAUUCCAGAUACGGAAUUCAAAUUAUGACAGAAAGCUGGUGGUGGAGGCUUUUCUGGAGGAAGAAGGAACAGGUGAGAAAAGGGUGAAUUUAGAAGUUAGGAAAGCAGGGAAAAUUGAUGAAUAAAUAAAUAAAUAGUCAAAACAAAUCAUCAAGGUAUGUAACUACCCCCAAAGGGUGCAUGGGCUCUGGUUCAAACCAAAGCAGCGGAAAAAUCUUCCUUUCACUGAAUAGGUAAAUAAAUAUAGUGUCUAUCUGUUAGAAAUAGAAGAUUGAAUGGCAUGAAGUUUCUUGGAGAUCUAAAAAGAAACAUAAAUGUCGAGUGAAGAGGAGAAUGGCAGAUUGGGGAAGAAACAAUGUCUGGUGAAAUUGAGGCAAAUUGAUGUAUUAUGUGACAAAAUUUACAGUGGAAGACAAAAGACAAAAGAGGAUUACUAAUCCAUUAAUUAAAGUUCAAUUUUAUGGUCAAUGAUUAGUUCUGCAUCAAAGGUAAAUGGUGCAUAACACAUCAUCUAGAUUUACACAAGACAAACAUAAACUUUCUAAUUUACUGAACUCUGAUUAACAUUUGCUUUGCAAAUAACAAUAACUUCUGAACACAUAUAUGGGGAAACUGUAUAGUAUAAUAUAGAGGCAAGAAACUAAUGUAACAUUUCCUAAUGUGACCCACAGGAAUAACAAUAAAUGCCACGUCUCAUCAAUGUGAUGUUUCCUCCCAACUCACCAAGAUUUCUUUCAAAGACUCAAAGUCCUAUUUUCAGCCAGGUGCACCCUACAGAGGAAAGGUG